CCGGGCGCGUCGGUGCGGCUCCGGCGGCUCCGCGGCGGCGGCUCGAGCGCCGGGCGCGUCCCGAGCCCUCCCUGCCGGGGCGCGGGGCCAGGGGAUGCGCGCGGCGCCCGCGAGCCAUGGUCCGCUUCGGGGACGAGCUGGGCGGCCGCUAUGGGGGCGCGGGCGGCGGGGAGCGGGCGCGGGGCGGCGGGGCCGGCGGGGCGGGCGGCCCGGGCCCCGGGGGGCUGCCGCCGGGCCAGCGGGUCCUCUACAAGCAGUCGAUCGCGCAGCGCGCGCGGACCAUGGCGCUCUACAACCCCAUCCCGGUCAAGCAGAACUGCUUCACCGUCAACCGCUCGCUCUUCGUCUUCAGCGAGGACAACGUCGUCCGCAAAUACGCCAAGCGCAUCACCGAGUGGCCUCCGUUCGAGUACAUGAUCCUGGCCACCAUCAUCGCCAACUGCAUCGUGUUGGCGCUGGAGCAGCACCUCCCGGAGGGCGACAAGACGCCCAUGUCCGAGCGGCUGGACGACACGGAGCCCUACUUCAUCGGUAUCUUCUGCUUUGAGGCGGGCAUCAAGAUCAUCGCACUGGGCUUUGUGUUCCACAAGGGCUCCUACCUGCGCAACGGCUGGAACGUCAUGGACUUCGUGGUGGUGCUCACAGGGAUCCUGGCCACUGCAGGCACAGACUUUGAUCUUCGAACUCUGCGGGCCGUGCGCGUGCUCCGGCCCCUGAAGCUGGUAUCUGGGAUUCCAAGUUUGCAGGUGGUACUCAAGUCCAUCAUGAAGGCCAUGGUCCCGCUGCUGCAGAUUGGCCUGCUUCUCUUCUUCGCCAUCCUCAUGUUCGCCAUCAUUGGUCUGGAGUUCUACAUGGGCAAAUUCCACCAGGCCUGUUUCGUCAAUAACACAGGUUCAGAGGUCACAGACCCAGUGGGCGACUUCCCCUGUGGCAAGGAGGCCCCCGCCCGGCAGUGUGAGGGCGACACCGAGUGCCGUGAGUACUGGCGAGGACCCAACUUCGGCAUCACCAACUUCGAUAACAUCCUGUUUGCCAUUCUGACAGUGUUCCAGUGCAUCACCAUGGAGGGCUGGACCGACAUCCUAUACAACACAAACGAUGCGGCAGGCAACACCUGGAACUGGCUCUACUUCAUCCCCCUCAUCAUCAUUGGCUCCUUCUUCAUGCUCAACCUGGUGCUGGGCGUGCUCUCGGGAGAAUUUGCGAAGGAGCGGGAGAGGGUGGAGAACCGCAGGGCAUUUCUGAAGCUCCGCCGGCAGCAGCAGAUUGAGCGGGAGCUGAACGGGUACCUGGAGUGGAUCUUCAAGGCUGAGGAAGUCAUGCUGGCAGAGGAGGACAAGAAUGCAGAAGAGAAGUCCCCUUUGGACGCAGUGCUGAAGAGAGCGGCCACCAAGAAGAGCCGCAACGACCUGAUACAUGCAGAGGAGGGCGAGGACCGUUUCGCGGACCUCAGUGCAGUCGGGUCCCCCUUCACUCGUGCCAGCCUCAAGAGCGGGAAGACGGAGAGCUCGUCAUACUUCCGUCGGAAGGAGAAGAUGUUCCGCUUCUUCAUCCGGCGCAUGGUCAAGGCUCAGAGCUUCUACUGGGUGGUGCUGUGUGUCGUGGCCCUUAACACACUGUGUGUGGCUAUGGUGCACUACCACCAGCCGCAGAGGCUAACCACUGCACUGUACUUUGCAGAGUUUGUCUUCCUGGGCCUCUUCCUCACAGAGAUGUCCCUGAAGAUGUAUGGCCUGGGGCCUCGGAGCUACUUCCGCUCGUCCUUCAAUUGCUUCGACUUCGGGGUCAUUGUGGGGAGCAUCUUUGAAGUGGUCUGGGCCGCCAUCAAGCCAGGCACCUCCUUUGGGAUCAGUGUGCUGCGAGCCCUCCGCUUGCUGAGGAUUUUUAAGGUCACAAAGUACUGGAACUCCCUGCGGAACUUGGUGGUAUCUCUGCUCAACUCCAUGAAGUCCAUCAUCAGCCUUCUCUUCCUGCUCUUCCUCUUCAUCGUGGUCUUCGCUCUGCUGGGCAUGCAGCUGUUUGGGGGGCAGUUCAACUUUAGAGAAGAGACUCCUACAACCAAUUUUGAUACCUUCCCGGCCGCCAUCCUCACUGUCUUCCAGAUCCUGACGGGGGAGGAUUGGAACGCUGUCAUGUAUCACGGGAUCGAAUCGCAGGGAGGAGUCAGCAAAGGCAUGUUCUCCUCCUUCUACUUCAUCGUCCUGACGCUGUUUGGAAACUAUACUUUACUGAAUGUCUUUCUGGCCAUCGCCGUGGACAACCUCGCCAAUGCUCAGGAGCUGACAAAGGAUGAAGAAGAGAUGGAAGAAGCAGCCAAUCAGAAGCUUGCUUUGCAGAAGGCCAAAGAAGUGGCUGAAGUCAGCCCUAUGUCUGCGGCCAACAUCUCCAUCGCUGCUUUUGUAAAGCAAACUCGAGGUACUGUAUCUCGCAGCCCAUCUGUCUCCAGCGUAAGCUCACCCAGGCAGCAGAGCUCGGCCAAGGCGCGCUCGGUGUGGGAGCAGCGGGCCAGCCAGCUGCGGCUGCAGAACCUGCGCGCCAGCUGCGAGGCGCUCUACAGUGAGAUGGACCCGGACGAGCGGCUGCGCUACGCCACCACGCGCCACCUGCGGCCAGACAUGAAGACGCACCUGGACCGGCCGCUGGUGGUGGAGCCGGGCCGCGGGCCCGCGGGCUGUAAGGCCCGGGCUGAGCCCGCCGAGCCGGCCGAGCCCGCCGAGCCGCCGCGCCGGCACCACCGGCACCGCGACAAGGACAGGCCCAUGCCGGAGCGCGCCCAGGACGGCGGCGCGAGCCCAGCUGCCCCCGGGCCCGAGGGCGCUGAGCCGGGGGUGCGCGAGGAGCGCGCACGGCCGCACCGCAGCCGCAGCAAGGAGGCGGCCGCGACCCGCGAGCCCCGCGCCGAGCGCCGCGGCCCGGGCCCGGACAGCGGCCGGCGCCACCACCGCCACGGCUCCCCCGAGCACGCGGAGCGCGAGCCGCGCCGCCACCGCGCGCACCGGCACGACCCUGCUCGCGAGCCCAAGGAUGCGGCCAAGGGCGAACGGCGCGCGCGCCACCGUGGAGCCCGGCCAGCGCCCCGGGACACCGAGGGCGCCGACGAGCCGCGGAAACACCGCGCGCGGCACCGGGCACAGGAGGAUGCUGAGAAGGACGCGGCCACCGGGGACUGCGAGCCGGAGGACAGAGACAAGGAAAAGGAGCCGCGGAACCACCAGCCCAAGGCACCUCACUACGACCUGGAGGCCGGUGGGACGCCAGGCGUGGGGUCUGUACACGCAAUGCCCAGCACCUGUCUCCAGAAGGUGGACGAGCAGCCGGAGGACGCAGACAAUCAGCGGAACGUCAGCCGCAUGGGCAGCCAGCCCUUGGAUCUGAGCACCUGUGUGCACAUCCCUGCUCCAGGGGUGGGCCCUGCUGGGGAGACCUCGGCUAUGCCCAGUGGCGUUGUGGACCUGGAAAGUCAAGCCGAGGGGAAGAAGGAAUCGGAGGCUGACGAUGCCACAAGGCGGCCCCGGCCCAUUGUCCCGCACAGCUCCAUGUUCUGUCUCAGCCCCACCAACCUGCUCCGCCGUUUCUGCCAUUACAUUGUGACCAUGCGGUACUUUGAAAUGGUCAUUCUUGUGGUCAUUGCCCUGAGCAGCAUCGCACUGGCAGCUGAGGACCCCGUGCAGACAGAUUCCUCCAGGAACAACGUCUUGAAAUAUAUGGACUACAUCUUCACAGGCGUCUUUACCUUUGAGAUGGUGAUAAAGAUGAUUGAUCUGGGACUACUGCUGCACCCUGGUGCCUAUUUCCGGGACCUGUGGAAUAUUCUGGACUUUAUUGUGGUCAGUGGGGCCCUGGUGGCCUUUGCCUUCUCAGGAUCCAAAGGGAAAGACAUCAACACCAUCAAGUCCCUGAGAGUUCUUCGUGUCUUACGGCCCCUCAAGACCAUCAAACGGCUCCCGAAGCUCAAGGCCGUGUUUGACUGUGUGGUGAACUCUCUGAAGAAUGUCCUCAAUAUCCUCAUCGUCUACAUGCUCUUCAUGUUCAUAUUUGCUGUCAUUGCUGUGCAGCUCUUCAAAGGGAAGUUCUUCUACUGCACUGAUGAAUCCAAGGAGCUGGAGAGGGACUGCAGGGGUCAGUACCUGGACUACGAGAAGGAGGAGGUAGAAGCUCAGCCCCGUCAGUGGAAGAAAUAUGACUUCCACUAUGACAAUGUCCUCUGGGCUCUGCUGACACUCUUCACUGUGUCGACGGGAGAAGGCUGGCCCAUGGUGCUAAAGCACUCAGUAGAUGCCACCUACGAGGAGCAGGGCCCGAGCCCGGGAUUUCGCAUGGAGCUCUCCAUCUUCUAUGUCGUCUACUUCGUGGUCUUCCCCUUCUUCUUCGUCAACAUCUUUGUGGCUCUGAUCAUCAUCACCUUCCAGGAGCAGGGGGACAAGGUGAUGUCUGAGUGCAGCCUGGAGAAGAACGAGAGGGCUUGCAUCGACUUUGCCAUCAGCGCCAAGCCCCUGACGCGGUACAUGCCCCAGAACAAGCAGUCCUUCCAGUACAAGACAUGGACCUUUGUAGUCUCGCCACCCUUCGAGUACUUCAUCAUGGCCAUGAUCGCCCUCAACACAGUGGUGCUGAUGAUGAAGUUCUAUGACGCACCGCACGAGUAUGAGCUCAUGCUGAAGUGUCUCAACAUCGUGUUCACCUCCAUGUUCUCCAUGGAAUGCGUGCUGAAGCUCAUCGCCUUUGGGGUGCUGAACUACUUCCGAGAUGCGUGGAAUGUCUUUGACUUUGUCACAGUGUUGGGAAGUAUUACUGAUAUUUUAGUAACAGAGAUUGCGAACAACUUCAUCAACCUCAGCUUCCUCCGCCUCUUCCGGGCCGCGCGGCUUAUCAAGCUGCUCCGGCAGGGCUACACCAUUCGCAUCCUGCUGUGGACCUUUGUCCAGUCCUUCAAGGCCCUGCCCUACGUGUGCCUGCUCAUCGCCAUGCUCUUCUUCAUCUACGCUAUCAUAGGCAUGCAGGUCUUCGGAAAUAUUGCUCUGGAUGAUGAAACCAGCAUUAAUCGGCACAACAACUUCCGGACAUUUUUGCAAGCCUUGAUGCUGCUUUUCAGGAGUGCCACUGGGGAGGCCUGGCACGAGAUCAUGCUGUCCUGUCUCAGCAACCAGGCCUGUGACGAGCACGCCAGUGCCAGUGAGUGUGGAAGUGACUUCGCCUACUUUUACUUCGUCUCCUUCAUCUUCCUUUGCUCCUUUCUGAUGUUGAACCUCUUUGUGGCUGUGAUCAUGGACAAUUUUGAGUACCUCACGCGGGACUCUUCCAUCCUAGGGCCUCAUCACCUGGACGAGUUCAUCCGGGUCUGGGCUGAGUACGACCCGGCUGCGUGUGGGCGCAUCAGUUACAAUGACAUGUUUGAGAUGCUGAAGCACAUGUCCCCGCCCCUGGGGCUGGGGAAGAAGUGCCCCGCGCGUGUUGCCUACAAGCGCCUGGUUCGCAUGAACAUGCCCAUCUCCAACGAGGACAUGACCGUCCACUUCACAUCCACACUGAUGGCCCUCAUCAGGACUGCGCUGGAGAUCAAGCUGGCUCCAGCUGGCACAAAGCAACACCAGUGUGACGCAGAAUUGAGGAAGGAGAUUUCCUCUGUGUGGGCCAAUCUGCCCCAGAAGACCCUGGAUUUACUGGUGCCACCUCAUAAACCUGAUGAGAUGACAGUGGGAAAGGUCUAUGCAGCGCUGAUGAUCUUUGAUUUCUACAAGCAGAACAAAACCACGAGAGACCAGAGUCACCAAGCUCCUGGAGGGCUGUCCCAGAUGGGCCCGGUGUCCCUGUUCCACCCUCUGAAGGCAACGCUGGAGCAGACACAGCCGGCAGUACUCCGAGGAGCCCGGGUUUUCCUGCGGCAGAAGAGCUCAGCCUCUCUCAGCAAUGGCGGGGCAGUACAGACCCAAGAGAGUGGCAUCAAAGAGUCUGUUUCCUGGGGCACCCAGAGGACCCAAGAGGUGCCCUAUGAGGCCAAGAUACCCCUGGAACGUGGCCACUCUACUGAGAUCCCGCUAGCAGAGCCAGGAAAGCCAGCUGUGGAUGUCCAGAUGCAGAGCAUGGCCCUUCGAGGCCCUGAUGGGGAACCUCACCCUGGACUAGAGAGCCAGGGCCGGGCGGCGUCAAUGCCUCGCCUGGCUGCUGAAACUCAGCCCGCCCCAGACACCAGCCCCAUGAAGCGGUCCAUCUCUACGCUGGCGCCCCAGCGCCCUCAUGUGACUCAUCUCUGCAACACCACCCUGGAGCGUGCUCCAACAGGCCAACCGGCUCCCCACCACCACCACCGCUGCCACCGCCGCAGGGACAGGAAGCAGAAGUCUCUGGAGAAGGGGCCCAGCCUGUGUGCAGAUGCCGACAGGGCACCCAGCAGCGCAGUGGGACCAGGGCCGCCCCCAGGAGAGGGCUCCACAGGCUGCCGGCGGGAGCGCAGGCAGGAGCGUGGCCGGUCCCAGGAGCGUAGGCAGCCCUCGUCCUCCUCCUCGGAGAAGCAGCGCUUCUACUCUUGUGACCGUUUUGGGGGCCGCGAGCCUCCACAGCCCAAGCCUUCCCUCAGCAGCCACCCCACGUCUCCCACAGCCGGACAGGAGCCAGGACCACCCAGACAGGGUGGUGGUUCUGUUAAUGGGAGCUCCAUGCUGCCAACUUCUGGUGCUAGCACCCCAGGCCGCAGUGGGAGGAGACAACUUCCCCAGACCCCCCUGACCCCCCGCCCCAGCAUCACCUACAAGACAGCCAACUCUUCACCCGUCCACUUCACGGGGGCUCAAAGCAGCCUACCGGCCUUCUCUCCUGGCCGGCUUAGCCGUGGCCUUUCUGAACACAAUGCCCUGCUCCAGAGAGAGCCCCUCAGCCAGCCCCUGGCACCUAGCUCCCGGAUCGGCUCUGACCCUUACCUGGGGCAGCGUCUGGACAGCGAUGCUACUGCCCGCCCCCAGCCCGAGGACACACUCACCUUCGAGGAGGCCGUGGCCACCAACUCUGGCCGUUCCUCUCGGACUUCCUAUGUGUCUUCCCUGACCUCGCAGUCCCACCCUCUCCGCCGCGUACCCAAUGGCUACCACUGCACCCUGGGACUCAGCUCGGGCGGGCGGGCACGGCACAGCUACCACCACCCUGACCAAGACCACUGGUGCUAGCUGCACUGCUCAGUGGCACAUUCCAGUGGAUGAGUUUUAUCAUCCAUGCUGGGUUCCAGGCUGCUCAGGGGUGCCAAGUCCAGGGCUGCAGACCUCAGCUGCUGGCUGGAGACCCCUCUGCUCUGCUUUCCUCUUGGCACCAGCUGGAUGAGUAA
This is a messenger RNA of Sorex fumeus (smoky shrew), 7312 nucleotides long. RefSeq names its product calcium voltage-gated channel subunit alpha1 B (gene CACNA1B). The record is from RefSeq and is a predicted model, not a curated record. The coding region runs from base 117 to 7157 and encodes 2346 amino acids. Gene Ontology annotation, biological process: calcium ion import across plasma membrane; chemical synaptic transmission. NCBI's taxonomy places the organism in Eukaryota, Metazoa, Chordata, Mammalia, Eulipotyphla, Soricidae. The transcript has 47 exons. Gene Ontology annotation, cellular component: membrane; voltage-gated calcium channel complex; neuronal cell body. Gene Ontology annotation, molecular function: high voltage-gated calcium channel activity; calcium ion binding.